GUCAGCUUACUAACUGAGUAAGCAUAGGUGGGGCUUUUUUUCAGUAGGCUUCCCUGAAAACGCAAACGCAUACAGUAUAAUUGGUGUGUGUGUGUGUGUGUGAAGAAAGCUCAAAUUCAGCAAGAACAGACACGCUUUGGAAUUUUAUUCCUCUGCCUACUCCCUACGUUGUUGCGGGCUCAAGGUUUGAACUGUCUAAACGUUUAUUUAGCAGCACAAAGACAAAGCCACAGGAAAAAAACCCAGCAAGGUUGGGAAAUGAGGUCGUCUGUUCACAAAGCAACUUCAGUUCUGUUACUCGCAUGCAACUGUGGAAAUGAUGUGGAGUGUGUUCUACAGAACAUCAGGAAGAAUCGAUUUCUACAUCAGUAAGUGGAGCAACCAGAUCAAAGCUUUAACCUGAGAAACGUUCUUUGUGUACAAUGAGACGGUUAGUCUUGGCUUGGUCUGGCUACGUGACUUGCUUGCUACAAUACUUGGACGAAAAUAAUUCUUCGAUAUCUACCGACAAAAUGCUUUUUAAUAAUGGGGCCAUCGAGGUUUAAAGCCAGGCACAGAUGAAAGCACCCAAAGACUGGAUUUACAAAGCACCUGAAAGUGUGGCUGCGACUACAAUACAAUAAAAGAAGGUACAGCUUUACUUUUGAAACUCUAUGAGUGGAAAUAAAACUGCUAUCAUAAUGCUAAAAAACAUCAAUUGUUCUACAGAAGACUCUUUUAAAUACACUCUGUAUGGAUAUAUGUUUAGCAUGGUAUUUGUCCUUGGCUUAAUUUCCAAUUGUGCUGCUAUAUACAUUUUCACCUGUACAUUAAAAGUACGGAAUGAAACAACAACCUACAUGCUGAAUUUAGCCAUAUCAGACCUACUUUUUGUGUUUACAUUACCCUUCAGAGUUUACUACUUUGCUUCCAAAGACUGGCCAUUUGGAGACGUACUCUGCAAGAUUUCUGUCACACUGUUUUAUAUAAACAUGUAUGGAAGCAUUUUCUUUUUGACCAGCAUAAGCGUUGACCGCUUUUUAGCAAUUGUAUAUCCGUUUCGGUCCAAGACCAUUCGAACAAAAAGAAAUGCAAAGAUCGCCUGCAUUGCAAUCUGGACAAUUGUGAUAGUGGGAAGUAUACCUGCAAGCUUAUUUCAAUCCACCAACUCUCAUGUCAACACAAAAGGACAAACACACAAUGCGUGCUUUGAAAAUUUUUCUGAAGCAACUUGGAAAACCUAUAUUUCAAGGAUUGUUAUCUUCAUUGAAAUUGUGGGAUUUUUCAUUCCACUUAUACUAAAUGUGACUUGUUCCACAUUGGUUCUAAGGACUUUGAACAAACCGCUGACACUCAGUCGGAAUACAUUAAGCAAAAAGAAGGUUCUUAGGAUGAUUUUUGUUCAUUUGUUGAUAUUCUGUUUCUGCUUUGUGCCAUACAACAUUACUCUAAUCCUUUAUUCUCUCAUGAGGACACAAACAUGGGAUAAUUGUUCAGUAGUUGCCGCUGUGAGAACUAUGUACCCGAUCACACUAUGUAUUGCAAUAUCAAACUGUUGUUUUGACCCUAUAGUUUACUAUUUCACUUCGGACACAAUUCAAAAUUCAAUCAAAAUAAAGAGCUGGUCAACCAGAAAACAUGGUUACAGAUCAUCCAAACCACAAGCUUCAGAUAAAUUCAUUCAACAUGGACUCCAGACCUUACAAGCAAGAACUGAGAAUGAAUCUACAAUAUAAAUGGAAGUGAAAGAAUCUGGGAACAAAAACGGAACAUUUAAGGAAUAUUUUUGUAUAAAAAUAUGCUUUUUAUAAAGAUACACAAAUUAGAAUGAGUAAAGUCAUUUUAACAGUAACAAA
Molecule: messenger RNA, 1835 nt
Organism: Anolis sagrei ordinatus
Lineage: Eukaryota; Metazoa; Chordata; Lepidosauria; Squamata; Anolidae
Gene: LPAR6
Product: lysophosphatidic acid receptor 6
Biological process (GO): phospholipase C-activating G protein-coupled receptor signaling pathway; positive regulation of Rho protein signal transduction
Cellular component (GO): plasma membrane
Molecular function (GO): lysophosphatidic acid receptor activity
Source: RefSeq, a predicted model, not a curated record